Bathycoccus prasinos is the source of this 2349-nucleotide messenger RNA. RefSeq lists its product with no specific name. The record is from RefSeq and is a predicted model, not a curated record. The transcript has a single exon. Lineage: Eukaryota; Viridiplantae; Chlorophyta; Mamiellophyceae; Mamiellales; Bathycoccaceae. Bases 1 to 2349 code for a protein of 782 amino acids.
AUGGAACAACAACAACAACAACAACAACAACAGCAAGACCGACCUCCUCCUCCUCCGAGGAACGAAAUCAAUCACAUUCGUCACCGGAAUUUUUUCGAAGAAGUCGAAGAAGAAGAUGAGUUGAUAUCGACGACGACGAAGAAAAAGAACAAGAAGAAUAACCAACAACAAGGGGACAAGUCGUUUUUCGAGAGCGUGUUCUCGAACAUAUUUGGCAGCGAAGACAUCGACGAGGAAGGAGAUGAUGAAGAAGACAAUAAACAACAACAACAACAACAACAGGAGAGGAGAACGCGGCAAAGGAGACGAGAGGAAGACGAGUCCACGAACACGCCUCCGAAAUAUCAAGAAGAGAAACAACAACAGCGAGAAGAAGACGCGAAUAGAAACGAUGAAGAGGACGACGAAGACACGGAGUCUAAAUUUUCCGAACGACUUCGGAACGCGUCCGGGAGUACUAAGUUUGAGUUAGAACGGAAAGCGAGAGAGGAAAUUCGUUCGAUGAAAGGCGUCAAGGCGAAAGCGAAGCUCAUCGAUAGUAACGAAGCGUUUCGAGCGCAGGCGCUGUUGCGACUCAAGGCGAAAAUAGAUAAGCACAUAUACGACGAGAGAGGGGACUACGCUACCGAAGUUCCAGUCAAUCCAACUAGAGCAAUGGACGAGACGUUGAACGCUCCGAAGAACAACGUUCCGAUGGAUAUUGACGCCAAGACCGCGGAGGAUAAACUCACUCCGCAUCAAAGAAAACAACGCAAAGAAGAACUGAGACGAAUCAGAGAGCGUGAUGAUUAUCGCGUGCAAGAGUCGGUAACUUCGGAAUCGAGAUACGCGUUCAACGGGUCUUGGAAUUACGAUAGAGAUGAGUUCUUACGCGAAGGAGAUAAAUACGAAAAUCAAUAUCACGUCGAAGAACGAAAACACAAGUUGCUCCGAGGCGUUCUCUCCGCGGCGGAGAUGAAUUUGCCUGAACACGAACAACCGCUUCGUAUGGCAGAAAGCAUUGUCGACACGAUCGUAGAGUGCGCGCUAGAGAACAACGGAAAGUACGAGUGGAAACUCGAUGAAGAAGAGGUGAGAAAGCGCGAGAAAAAGUUUGAAGAACGAAGGAAGGAAGAAAUGAGAACCAUGAAAAAGAUGUUGAACGCGGACGAAAUUUCCGACGACGACGACAACGCCGACGCCGAUGACGACGAAGAUGACGACUAUUUUGAGGAAGAAAUGCGAAUUCAUCGCCGCGAGAACAAAUUAUUGACCGAAAAGUUAGUGAAGAGCAUCCCAGACUCACUGGAGCUCAUCGAGCGCAUGAACAUCCGAAAAGAGCAAAUAAAAGCGCAGAAAGAUAAGCUGAAGUUGAAAAAGACGAAACAAAAAUACAUCGAUAAAAUUGAGAGACAAGAGAAGGAAAUCGAAGAGACCAUCGCGCGCGCGAAAAUCCUCGAAGCGAAAAUGGAAGAGCAAAGGCUGGAGAAAGAACGCAAGAUGGCGAUUGUCGAAGAAGAGCGUCUGAAGGAAUUAAAACUGAAACAACUCUCGGAGAAAGAGCUCAUCCGACGUCACUCGGAACACAAGCGCAAGAAAAUCAUGGAAAUGCACGAAAACGAACGAAAAAAAGCGGAACGAGCGCAGUUAGCGCGGCAGGAAGCGAGACGAGCGCAAGAGAUAAAGCUCAAAGUCUUGCGCGAGACUGCUAACUUGGAAGUCGAGUUGAAAGAAAAUGCACUCCGGGAAGAAACGAGAAGACUCGAGGAAGAAAAAAUAAUCGAAGAGAACAACAUGCACGUAGAAAGAGAGAUGCGCAACGUCAUGGAGAAAGGUAGACGACACCGCUCGGCGGCGACGCGGCACGAGUUGUGCAUUCAAAUUAAAGAGACGAGAGAACGAGAACACCACGUCGCCAUGGGGAAGUUGCGCCGUAAGAAUUCCACCGCUAAAGAUGCCGAAAACGCGGCUAAAAUCAAAGAAGCGUUGAAAAAAGCCAUUCAAGACGUCGAGGAAACAGAGAAGGAACGCGUGAAAACGAUGGAAGCGAAAGCGAACGCUUACGAGAAAGUGAAAGCUUUGCAAGAAAGACAGGCGAAGCACUUGCAGAUGAAGCGUUUACUGGACAAGAAACAAAAAGAAAGCGAAGAGGCGGAAUAUAAAGCCGAGUUGGAAAGCGUGCGAUCUUCUAUUCAGAAAGCGGCGUUGCGCAAUUCAGAAUUGAAACAAACUUUGUCUGAUUUCAACAAAAACUUGGUCGUCGUGUUCCCGAAAGUUAAGGAGGUGGAGACCAAACCUCUCCCGCCGUCGUCGUCGACUAAAAUUCGAGCGGCUGAGAAACUAAAAAGACGGGCGGUGUUAGAAACGUAG